Vespula pensylvanica (western yellowjacket) is the source of this 3267-nucleotide messenger RNA. It is a transcript of the gene Pax, whose product is annotated as leupaxin. Bases 451 to 2226 code for a protein of 591 amino acids. NCBI's taxonomy places the organism in Eukaryota, Metazoa, Arthropoda, Insecta, Hymenoptera, Vespidae. The transcript is spliced from 10 exons. The record is from RefSeq and is a predicted model, not a curated record.
GCGAUCUGAGAAAUAAUCAAAAUUCUUCGAACAACACGUGAAUAAAUUCGAAGAAUGAAUGUUUUUUUUUUUUUCUCAAGAAUAUUCGUCAAGGAUACGUCAUACAAUAGCGAAGAUCAUUAACCUUUCGCAUCUGGAUGAUAUCAUCAAGACGAACUUAUAAAUUUUUUUCUUACUUCGUUUCAGUUUUAUUACUGGACGAAACAGACGACUUUUCAAUUUUUAAUUUUAUUAUUCUUUCUUUCUUUUUUUUCGUUUCUUUCUUUCACGUGGAUCUCACAUACGCGUUCGCUUUGAACAGUGACGAAUAGGUGAAAAUAUUUCUCGAACGUUGAUAAGUUACGUUCGCAAAAGAAAAAACAAUUUUUUUUUUAAGGAAAAAAUAUCGGAGUGACAGAGUAAAGAAAAAACAAGUUUGUUUUAUUUGAACGUCGACUCGUUUUAUUUAUUAUGGAGGAACAAGACACCAGUGCAUUUCAAUCUUACACAGAGAAUAAUAACAUCUACGAGACUUAUCAAGUCGACAAGGCUGAUAAUAAUCUUUUCAAUCUUGAUGCCCUAUUGGCGGAUUUACAAAACACUGUAUCGUCCGAAGGCAAUCACGUUAGUAGCAACGCUACACCAGGUUACGGUUCGUUAAAUGGUGCAAGAACGCAUAACACGAAUGCAUAUAGAUCUUACGAAAGUAGAACUUCUCCAUUACCGUCACAAUCGCCGACUUAUCAAAAUCGUGAGGCCAUCGAGGAGACCAUAACAAAAUCUUCGAGUACAACUUAUACACAAAAUCCUAGCACUGGUGGAAAAAUGCCAUCGUUGAACAACAAUCUUUCUGAAUUGGACACGUUGCUUCAAGAUUUGAGCAAUGCACGUUACAAUUCGCAUUAUCAUGAAAGAGAUAGUCAUGUAUCAACGGGGGGUGUAAAUGGGGGUACGACUAGUCCGAUGCUUCGUUCACCAAGUAGUAUGUCAGCCCCUCGCCCCACCGUCGAUGCUUUGCUCGAAGAACUUAACACAGCGGUGCCUAAUGGGGAUUAUCCUAGCGAUGGUAGAGUGAAGGUCACCAUACAGGAAACCUCAACAGAGAUUCAACCGGUCUACGAUGGUUACCCUUCGAGUCAGCAUGGUUCCUUGAAUCGAUCAGAGAUUCAACAACGUAGUUAUGCCAACGGUCAUACUGCCAGUAACGCAACGAAAGAGCUCGACGAUUUGAUGGCCUCCCUUUCCGAGUUCAAGAUCAAUAGCAGCUCUCAUCAACAUCAAACGGUGACCGAUUCUCCAUACGCUAAGCCCAAUAAAGCGACUAAAAGUUCGCAAAGCCCAUUGCCACCGGCUGAGGGUACACAAACGAGAAUACACAUUACAGAAACUCAAACGACACAUCAUUAUCAGCAACAACAGCACGGAGAAAGUCAUACCGCACAAGCCGCGACACAAAUCAAACAGAAUCAGUUGGAUUCUAUGCUAGGAAAUCUUCAGGCAGAUAUGAGCCGUCAAGGUGUGAACACUACGCAAAAGGGAUGCUGCAGUGCCUGCGAGAAACCUAUCGUAGGCCAGGUUAUCACGGCCUUGGGUAAGACCUGGCACCCUGAACACUUCACAUGUACUCAUUGCAAUCAAGAAUUGGGUACACGUAACUUUUUUGAAAGAGAAGGACAUCCUUAUUGUGAACCUGAUUACCAUAAUCUUUUCUCACCGCGUUGUGCUUAUUGCAAUGGUCCAAUUCUCGACAAAUGUGUUACCGCUUUGGAGAAGACUUGGCACACGGAACACUUCUUCUGUGCUCAAUGUGGCAAACAAUUUGGUGAGGAAGGUUUUCACGAACGAGAUGGAAAGCCAUAUUGUCGGGAAGAUUUCUUCGACAUGUUCGCACCUAAAUGCGGUGGUUGCAAUCGAGCAAUCAUAGAAAAUUAUAUUUCUGCAUUGAACAGUCAAUGGCAUCCGGAUUGUUUCGUCUGCAGAGACUGUAGGCAGAAAUUUCAAGGAGGGUCCUUUUUCGAUCAUGAAGGAUUACCCUAUUGUGAAACACAUUAUCACGCCAAAAGAGGUUCAUUGUGUGCUGGUUGUCAUAAACCAAUAACAGGACGCUGUAUAACUGCCAUGUUCCGAAAAUUCCAUCCAGAGCACUUUGUCUGUGCAUUCUGUUUAAAACAAUUAAAUAAGGGUACUUUCAAGGAACAAAACGAUAAACCAUACUGCCAUGGGUGCUUCGACAAACUCUUUGGAUAAGAUCGACGAAUAUUGUUUUCAUUCAUAUGUUCAUUAUUCACAUGAUGAUUAAGUGAUAGGCUAUCUUGCUUGAGAUUUUAUCGAUAAACAAAAGAAAGAAAAAAGAAAAAAGAAACUUAUGAAUUCACACACACGAAUCGUUGAUACAUCUAUAGAUACAUAUAAUAAUUAUAAUUAUAAUAAUAAUAGUAAUAAUAAUUUUAAACUUUUAAACGAUACGAUGAACUAAAAAAAGAAAAGAAGAUAAAAAGUUCAUUAAUCUUUUUGCUACAGCUUGAUACAGCCUUUUAAGAUUUUUAUACGCCUUAAUUUUCUUAAGUAGAAAGAUAGGUAGAUGUUAGUACCAACAUUUUUAUUAUAUAUCUGUCUCUUUCUCUCUCUCUCUCUAUCUCCCUCUUUUUCACUUUUUCUCAAUAAAAAUACAUUUAAUAGAGUCCCUCGAUAGAUAAUACGCUUUGUAUUGUCUUCCAAUGUUUAAACGUGGACGUACAUACAUACAUAUUUUAAAGGAAGGACAUUGAAAAAUAUGACAUAUUUGAAUUUUCGUCAUAAAUGUAUAGAGAUUAUCGAAAAAAGGGUGCUAAUUCAUAACGUGUUUUAAUUAAUUUCUUUUUCUUUUUUAAUUCUAUUUUCAACUAAUGAUAUGUACGUAAAAUAUUUAACUAUUUCCGAUAAUUUCUAUAUAAAUAUUUAUAUAUACAAAGAAAGAAUGAGAACACAGUUUUAAAUGAAUACUUUCAUUAAGUUUCAUAAUUAUAUUUAUGAAAUAUUUAUGUACAGUUAAAACGAUUAACUCCGAGCAAGCAACGAUGUUCAUUUUCCAUUUAAUUUUUCAUUAAUUUGUUUUUUUUUAAAUCAAAUAAAAAUCGAAUCAUCACACACAUUUGAUUCCAUCGUUCUUUCGAGAUAGACAUUAUAAUAAGUGUGCAUGAUACUUUUUUCUCGGCAGUUUAAUAUACAAAUGUAUACAUAUACGAUGAUGUAAUAGUAUAGAAUAGCUGAAAAUGUAAGCAAAAUACACUACAUGCGUUCACUACAAAA